Molecule: messenger RNA, 744 nt
Organism: Dacryopinax primogenitus
Lineage: Eukaryota; Fungi; Basidiomycota; Dacrymycetes; Dacrymycetales; Dacrymycetaceae
Exons: 3
Coding region: 1-744 (247 amino acids)
Molecular function (GO): acyltransferase activity, transferring groups other than amino-acyl groups
Source: RefSeq, a predicted model, not a curated record
AUGCCCCACGCCCUCCCUCUUGCGGCGCACGCGUCUGAUAGCUCUCCCCAGGGACCCUGUACGUACAAUUCAUUUCGCGUCCCUUUUUAUGUCGUCAUCACCAACCACUUCAAAGACAUAGACCCGGUGUAUUCUAUCAGUGCUCGUUGGUCCAAGAAUGUGACGCAUCUCAAGACGGCAAGCGGGCUGGGCUUCACUCUCUGUCCCUUUCUGGUGCCUGCACCUCCGGCAGCCGUCGAGGAGCUCAGGAAGAUGCGGAUAGCAUGUGGCUGGGACGUGGAGCUUAUCGACGAAUGGAUCAUCGAGAUCAAGGAAGGGCGUCGCAUUCAAUGGACAGCGUUCAAGGAUGACACAGCAAUAGGCAUGUGCGCCCUCAACAUCUAUUCAAUUCAUGACGAAAGCUUGGCAAAUGGCGUCGAUCGGGGAGAGGUUGCUGGAAUGUUUCUAUAUCCCGAAUGGAGGUCCCUGGGAAUUGGCAAGACUAUGAUGACGUAUGUUGAGCAUGAAGCUGCUCAGAUGGGAAUGAAGAUUACGACAGUGAACACUCGCUCAAUGGGGCCUAGCCUUGGUCCUUACCUUCGUCGUGGAUACCGGGAAUAUAAGGGUAGGGAGAUGAAAUACUUGUUGGAGACAAUCCUCGGCCUCGGGCUCACACCAGAGCACAUGAGCGCGGCCUUCUUGGAGAAACCAGUUCCGGCGGCGUCCACAGUAUUCUUCAAGAUGGACGUCCAGACCACAGUCUGA